GACGUGAAAGCAAAAGAUGAAGUUAGAUGGUUUGUGAGCGAAUCGCAGAUCUAGCCGCUGUAAAAAUGCCUGUGCUGUCGAAAAAACAGUUAGAUGGCUGUAGAAAACUUUUGACACUGCUUCCAGAGGCCGACUUGUUGGCACUGAACGAUACAGUGACCAACCGGUUAAUUUCUGUAAAGAGUGCCCGAGAGGCAAUCGAAGCUAUCAUAUCCUACUCUCAGAGUGCAGAAGAGCUUCUGAAAAGGAAGAAGGUGCACCGGGAUGUUAUAUUUAAGUACCUGGCUGCAGAACGAGUUAUUAUAUCUUCCAGCAGUGACAAACAUCAGCUGGUACAGAAGACACUGGAAUUGUGGUCAUCUGACGGCGAGGUUUCUAAAUCACAAGACACAGUGAGUGUGGCCAGUGCACGGUGCAUAAAGCAGAAUGCAGAUGGCCUGGGAGAAUUGACAGCUUUAGGGAAACAGUUUUGUCACUGGUUCUUCCAGCUUUUGAACUCUCAGAACCCGCAGGCCUCUCAGCCAGUGCAGGACUGGGGACCUCAGCACUUCUGGGGGGAUGCCAGAAUGGUGCUUUGCUUUCAAACCGAAGUUCGGCAGAACGAGGAGUUCCUUGGAGCGGACCUGGUGAGUCAACGGCUUUUUGCCCUCGCCUGGGAGGAGAGGUUAAUCUUCUGCCCUAACCUGGAGCACACAGGGCUGAAGUGUGUGUCUACACCUCAUGGGUUGGUGCUGGUGGCUGUCGCUGGCACCAUCCAUCGAAAGAGCGAUUGCCUUGGAGUUUUCGAGGAAGUGUUUGGUCUGAUUCGCAAUCCUCUGGACGACAACCGUUGGAAGAUCAAAACUGUGCAGUUGAAUAUAAAGGGACAGAUUGGUAAAGAGACAUUGCCAGCAUUGACUUAUGACUCGGAAGAACUGCUUCAACGGUUUUCUUAGUAGAACUGUUUAUGUGGACAUUGUAUGCAAAAAGCACUUUAAAAACACCUGAUAUGGUGUCAUUUUUUUUUUUUUUGUUUAUUUUCACUGUAUACAGUGUGAUUUUAUGAAUUCUGUUUGUCUCUAGAUAUUCACUGAGAUGUAAGGUUGGAAUUGCCUUUGAAUCUUAUAUCUGGCUUAUAAAUUUAAGUCAUAUAGUUUAUAUAUGCAAUAUAUUUUUUAAAAGAGACUGGUGGUGGUGAAAUUAUUUUGCUUUCGGUUACUUUUCAGUGCUUGACAUUUAAAGGAGAAUUACUGGAUUAGUAUCAGUGUAUAUUUUUUUCCUCAUUCCAGUCUAUUUAAAGACUAAACCAAUCCAUUAAAAGUGAUCAGGAAUUUCAAUAAAAAUACAAUUUGUUUAA
This is a messenger RNA of Silurus meridionalis, 1336 nucleotides long. It is a transcript of the gene c3h3orf38, whose product is annotated as chromosome 3 C3orf38 homolog. Bases 27 to 935 code for a protein of 302 amino acids. NCBI's taxonomy places the organism in Eukaryota, Metazoa, Chordata, Actinopteri, Siluriformes, Siluridae. The record is from RefSeq and is a predicted model, not a curated record. The transcript has 3 exons.